Messenger RNA from Nerophis lumbriciformis (worm pipefish), 3582 nucleotides. NCBI's taxonomy places the organism in Eukaryota, Metazoa, Chordata, Actinopteri, Syngnathiformes, Syngnathidae. The record is from RefSeq and is a predicted model, not a curated record.
AUGAGAACUAAAAGCAGUGAGCCGACCAAUGGGGUGCUGGGAAUGCCACAAGGUGACCGUGACAUCAGCCAAGAGCAAGAUGUGUCUGUUGCUGUGAAAAACAUGAAGGCCAAAGCUCACCAGAAGGAAGGAGAAGAUAAUACUGAGGUGACAUUCAACAAAAAGAAGGCAGUGAUGGAAUCUAAUGCAGGAGAAAAAGGUGGUGCUGUCAUGAACCUGUCCAGAAAGGAUCUGCUCACACUGCUGGGGAUUAUGGAAGGAGAGAUUCAGGCAAGAGAAGAUUUUAUCGGCAUGCUCAAGUCCAAAGAAACUCCCCAGGUGACUAUUGUACCAGCAGACAGCUGUGCAUCAGGUAGCUCAGCCUUCCAGGCGCUACAGAGGGACAGCCUCAUCACAGGCACACCACCACACACCCACAGUAUGUCCCAAAAGCCGAUGAUUGAGCUGGAGCGCCUGCAGGAGAAGCACAUGGAGACAUACAGGCGGAUGCUGGGUCAGCUGCUGCUCGCUGAAAAGUGCCACCGUCGUACUGUCCAUGAGCUGGACAGCGAAAAGCGCAAACAUGUCGAUUACAUGAACAAGAGUGACGACUUCACCAAUCUCCUAGAGCAAGAGAGAGAAAGAUUAAAGAGGCUGCUUGACAACGAAAAAGCGUACCAGGUGAAAAAGGAGAAGGAGCACUCCAAACGUCUAGCAAAGGUGCAAGAGGAGCUGGUGAAAUUGAAAUCCUUUGCCCUAAUGUUGGUCAAUGAGCGCCAACAACACCUGGAGCAAAUGGACCAACAGACUCAGAGGGUCCAGGAACUGAGCCAGCAGCUUAAGCAGCAAGGGAAGCUACUGAAUGAAGCCAAGGAGCAUGCGCAGGAGGAUGCCCACAGGGUUCUGGGCUUAGAGGCUGAGCUUAAAGAGAAAACUGUCACACUCGCUCAGCAGCAUGAAGAGAUGAACACUAAGCUUGCCAGUCAGGAGCUCCUCAACCGUCAACUCAAUUCAAAAAUUGUAGGGCUUUUGCAAACAGUGGAUGAGAUGGAGCAGAGCAAUAAGGCCUUGAAGAAAUCUGAAGAAGUGCAGGAGAGUGGGGACAAAAUGGGCCAUAGAGAGUGUGCAAACUCUAACUUAAUUACUGAACUAGAGAAUUUAAGAAAGCGUGUUCUGGAGAUGGAAGGAAACGACGAGGAGAUCACUCGAACUGAAAAUCAGUGCAAGGAGCUCAGGACGAAGCUAGAGGAGGAGAAUAACAAAAGUAAAGAACUUCGGAUCGAGGUGGAGAAACUUCAGAAAAGAAUGAUAGACUUAGAGAAACUUGAAGGUGCUUUUACCUUAAAUGAGACAGAGUCUGCUCAGUUGUAUGCUGCUUUAGAAAGAGAGAAGGGUCUGACCAAAGAGCUUUCCGAGGAAGUUGUGACACUCAAGAUCCGAAUGAAAGAGCUUGAGUCCUCUGAACUCAAGUUAGAAAAGUCUGAGCUCAACCUGAAGGACGAUUUAGGUAAACUGAAGUCAUUGACUGUAGCUUUAAUGGAUGAACGCAAGGCUUUGGUGGAAAGAAUGACGUGUGAUGAAAAGAAAAAGGAGGAUUUGACUAAGAUGGUCAAAGAUGAGCAGAGUAAGGUUAUGGAGGUGACAGAGAAACUGAUAGAUGAAAGCAAAAAACUCUUGAAGUUCAAAUCAGAAAUGGAAUCAAAGGUCGAUAGUCUGACAACAGAAAAGAGGGACCUCAACACUAAACUUGCAUAUGAAACCGAUAAAACAAAGGAUCUUCUUUUAAAGGUUAGUCAAAUGAAGAAAAGGAUGGAUGGGUUGGAGCAAGCAGAAAGACUGUCCGCAAACAAAUUGGCAGCAACUGAUGCUGGAAAAAGAGAAGAUAACAAAAUAAAAGAGCUAACCUUUGAGCUUGAGCGCUUAAGAAAUCGCCUUAAGCAGCUUGAAGUGGUUGAGGGAGACCUGAUCAAAACAGAAGAUCAGUAUGAUAUUUUGGAGAAAAGGUUUAUAACAGAGCAAGACAAAGCUAACAUACUUUCCCAGCAAGUGGAGGCCAUGAGGAGCCAGAUAGCACGGAACAAAGCGAUUGAGAAAGGAGAGGAAGACAGCCAGGAGGAAGACCUGCGACAACGAUACAAGAGAGAGGAGGCCAAAACCAGGGAGAUGCAGGCGGAUGUUGUAGCUCUAAAGGAAAAAAUACAUGAGCUUAUGCACAAGGAAGACCAGCUUUCUCAACUGCAAGUGGAUUACUCAGUUCUACAGCAAAGGUUCUUUGAAGAGGAAGAGAAAGCCAAGAGCAUGGGCAUCGAAGUUCUCCAUCUGACCAAAGAACUGGAGGUAGCAAAGCGUCACAGUCGUGCACUAAGGCCAAGUCUGAAUGGUAGGAGAAUGGUGGAUGUUGCUGUCACAUCCACUGGAGUGCAGACUGAGGCAUUGUCCAAUGGACCAACAGAGGAAGAUACUCCAGCUGGUUUUAUCAGAAAAUCUGUUCAAGAAGAGAAUCACAUCAUGAACAAUAUAAGGCAAAAGAGCCUGAAGAAGCCAGCAGAAAAGAACGGUGCUAUUGAUCGUUCCUCUUCAUCUGGAAGUGAUCUCAGUAUUAAGAAAUCCUGGAUUCCUUGGAUGAGGAAGAAAGAUAAUUCACAAGAAAGUAGCCUGGAAAAAACACAUAGUGGAAAUGCAAAUUUGACGAUGUCCCACAAGCAAGGGCAGCCUUUACACAUCCGGGUGACACCGGACCACCAAAACAAUAUGGCCACACUUGAAAUCAGUAGCAACACUGUUGAGGACGUUUUCUCAACAACAGCUCCACUAAAUACUAACCAAUUACAAGCUAAAUCCAGAAUUACAAUCAUUCCAACACAUUCUGCUACGGUUCGGGGAAAGUCCACCAAUGGACCACAGGGUCCAGAAAGAACCAAAUCUCCAGUCACUAUCACAACUAUUUCCAGAGCUAAGUCCCCAGACAGCAGCCAAGCUUCAUGUCCUACUUCAGGCAGGCCAAUGUCUCCUGUCACCAUCAUGACAGUAAGCACUUCGCCAGUGCCUGAUGCAGCUUCCUCCCCAGAAGAGAUGACCAUGGGCCGGGCUGUCUUCAAGGUUACCCCUGAAAAGCAGAUGGUCCCAGUGUCUAUAAGAAAGGGUCAAAAUAGCACAAGCAUUAUCACCACUGACGAUAACAAAAUACAUAUUCAUCUAGGUAAUAAUCUGACCCCAAAGGUGUUAGCCAGACCAGUGUCUUCUGUAACUGAGAGCAAGGAACUGACAUUGUCUACAGGGACAGUGUUACGCUCACCUCGCCAAAUUACCACAACUCGGACCACACAAAACAAAGUGAUGAGCACUAUUACCAUUUCUCCUGUUGCUCCAACUGCUACCAGAUCCACACAAAGCAUGUGUGGGCAUGAUUCCCAGGCCCCUCGUACAGGGCUGACCCGCAUCCCAAUGUCCAAGAGCCUGAAAACAGGGAAGACAGUUCUCGGUUCCUUGGGCAUAUCGAGUGGAGUGAAGGCAGAGUCGCGAGCUGAGAGUCAGUCGAUGAGGAUAGAAGUUAAGAAAUCAGCAGUAAAUGGCAUUAAUUAUCAAAAUGGAGGCAAAGGUUGA